This is a messenger RNA of Siniperca chuatsi (mandarin fish), 4911 nucleotides long. RefSeq names its product nucleolar protein 4-like. Bases 431 to 2833 code for a protein of 800 amino acids. The record is from RefSeq and is a predicted model, not a curated record. NCBI's taxonomy places the organism in Eukaryota, Metazoa, Chordata, Actinopteri, Centrarchiformes, Sinipercidae. The transcript has 15 exons.
AGCACCACUUGCUGCGCUGUCACGCAGGUAACUGACGUUACUACAACGAAGUUCAGUAAAGAGAUUAUGAGGAAAAAUAAGAAGAAUAAGAGUGAUGGCAUGUGACAUUUGACUUCUACGAAGACCAGCCCUUUUCCCAACCUGGCUUAAUGGUAAAAAGUAAUGGACUCCAACGACUGCAACCCCUGAGCAAAUACACUACACAAAUGGCCAAAAGGAUGUUAACUCCAGCAAAAAAUGUCUGAGCCCGUCCUGAAAACACGCUAAUCAAACCGAGCACUGGGUCAACCUGCCUCAUCAACUUGUACACACACAAGUGCAGGAUUGCCUGUGCCAGUUCUGCUCUGGAAGAAGAUCACUAGAAGCCUGAUCCCACAGAGUGAAGCUCCUGUACUCCCCCGUCUGUCUGCACAUAAUCAAGUGUUUUAUCAUGACAACGAGGAAAGCCAGCAGUGUGGAGGACACGGUGACCACCUCUGCCUCCGCCAACCACCAGCACCAGAACCAGCCGAGGAGCCGGAGUCCCAGCAGCGGGGUUCCGGCGUCCGAGGCGGCGGGCGGAGGGGCGGAGAUGUUCGGCGAAUUUCAGGACUGGUGCCUGCGGACGUACGGGGACUCCGGCAAGACCAAGACCGUGACCCGGCGUAAAUACAACAAAAUCCUCCAGACUCUGCUCCAGGGGGACGAGGAGAACAGCAACGGGGUGUUUCUGCAUGAGAAAGGCAACAACCACAUCAACGCCAAAUUUAAAUUCUGGGUCAAGUCCAAAGGCUUCCAGGUCGGGACGCUGCAGGACGCCAAGAACGGGUCAUCGGACAGACCGGUGCUGUAUGUCCCCAUCAAGGCGACGUGUGUGGACAGCGUAUCCGGGGUCGACUCGUCCCUGAAGCGCGUGGCGGUGGUGGAGGAUUUCUUCGACAUCAUCUAUGCCAUGCACGUGGAGAUCAGCGCCGACCCUGGCAAAGCCCCGAAACACGCCGGCCAGAAGAAGACCUACAAAGCUAUAGCGGAGACGUACGCCUUCCUGCCGAGAGAGGCGGUGACUCGUUUCCUGAUGAGCUGUGGAGAGUGUCAGAAGAGGAUGCACAUCAGCACCACCGGACAGGACUGCAAAGAGAACGACAGGCCGAGCUCCCUGGUGUUAGAGGUGAUAGACUACAACAUGCCUCUCACCACCACCUACAUGAAACAGAUGAAGCUGCAGUGUAUGAACAACAACAAGGAUGACAGUUCACUGAGCAGCGAGGAGGAGGCAGAGAUGAGCGAGCCCACGUGGCUAGCAGCUGAUCUGGGAGCAGCGUCUGACCUGAGCCCGCCGAGCCGAGGAGAGAGGAUGCGCCACAGUCCCCAGAACACACACAGCAAGGAGGACGACGAAGAUUCCUCAUCAGAGAGCUGCAGUGGAAACGGACUGCCUGCCCUGACCCCUCCCUCCUCCGCUGUAACAGACGGUGCCAUAGUCAGGGAAACGGAGGUCAUCAAUGGCAACGGUGGCCCCGCCCCGCUGGACUUCAGCACACCUACUUCUUCUUCCUCAUCGUCCGAGGACCAGCAGCCGAUGAACCUGAGUGAGCCGCCCCCUCAGCGCCUGCCCCUGUCCACCUCACACCUGCCCGUCACCGUAUCGGCAGCGGCAGCCGCGCUGCUCGGCGCUCUGCAUCCCAACGCGCCCGAGGAGCUCCGCAGGAAGUACCCGCUGGCCGCCAAACCUCCCCUGGCUCCACACCCAGCCCUGCCUCUGCCGCACACACACACCCUUCACACACAUAAUGCACACACUCCCAACACACACUCUCAGUCCCACACACACACCGCAGAGCUGCGACUGGACCGAGAUGGCAGGGACUACGGGGGCAAGUCCCCCCAGUACAGUUCGGGUGGCAGCUACGACAGCGUGAAGAUGGACUUGAGUGCCGAGGACCUGACCACGGGGCGUCAUGGCAGCCAGGUUGCCCCUGACGAUGACGACGACGACCACGACGACCAUGACGACAACGACAAGAUCAACGACACAGAGGGAGUCGAUCCCGAGAGACUAAAGGCCUUCAAUAUGUUUGUGCGUCUGUUUGUGGACGAGAACUUGGAUCGGAUGGUGCCCAUCUCCAAACAGCCCAAGGAGAAGAUCCAGGCCAUCAUCGAGUCCUGCAGCAGACAGUUCCCAGAAUUCCAGGAACGCGCCCGCAAGCGCAUCCGCACCUACCUCAAAUCCUGCCGGCGCAUGAAGAAGAACGGCAUGGAGACCCGUCCUACUCCACCUCACCUCACCUCAGCCAUGGCUGAGAACAUCCUGGCGGCCGCCUGCGAAAACGAAUCACGCAACGCCGCAAAGAGGAUGCGCCUCGAAGCCUAUCACGAUGAGCAGAUCUCUUUGGACAAGCCAUCCAGCGGUGGAGGGGGUCUGAAGGAGCCGGCGUCCCUCGCUCACUCUGCCUACUCCCUGGCCGCAUCAGCCUUCUCCUCCCAGGACACCCAGCUCUACAUCAACGGAGCCGGCCUCAGCUACGGUUACCGUGGAUACCCGGGCCUGGGCACUGCCAUUCAACAUCCCGUUUCCCUGACAACCGGCACUGCUGCUCAGAGCAACGGCCCCACAGACCUCAGCAUGAAAUCUUUCUCCUCUGCCAACAUCAGUAACUCCUCCUCUUCUGCCUCCACCAACAACAGCCUGGGUGGGCGGGGCAGCGGGGGUGCGGGAGGCGGCGGGGCGUCGACCCAGCUCAGCCAACCAGAGAUCACGGCCGUGCGUCAGCUGAUCGCCGGCUACCGGGAGUCAGCUGCCUUCCUGCUUCGCUCAGCAGACGAGUUGGAGAACCUCAUCCUGCAGCAGAACUGAUUUGGGGGAAAUGUGGGAGAACACACACACUCACACACACACACACACACACACACACACACACACACACACACACACACACUUCCCAUUAUGUUUGUUUUGUGUCCGUCUGUGUCCCCUGUCUCUCCUUAUCGACGCUGAACACCAGGCCUCCUCUCGUUUUUGCUCUUCCCUUCUUAAAUCGGGGUUUGUUGGUUUCUCCUCAUCUGCCUUCUCGUCGGAAACCGUGGCCACUUUUCGUUUUUCGAGAAAAAUGGGAAACUGGGACAGCGGGAGAGGGAGACCAAUCCCACCCCACCAUCCCCAAAACAAUCCCCCACAACCUCAAUCCAUUGAUUCUGCCUGAGGAGCGAAAACAUUGUUUUGAAGAAAGGAGCAGAACAUUUGGACUCUGGAGGAAUGUCUUCCUCUCCUCUCUGGAAACAUCUCACAAUCAGCACUACGCUCUGAGCGAAGGAGUGUGGAGGAGUGCCGGAGGAGUGGAGGAGCCUGUAAGAAGAGUGAAGAAGACUGCAAGGUUGUUGAUUCUGCUGUUGUGGUUUCAAAAAAUAGAAGACUGUGUGAAGUUUUGGAGUUUCCCUGUGGAGCUCCAACACGGGGAGUUUUGAUUGGCCAACGCUGUCUUGUGAUCAUAACAGUUUAAAAGAUAAUAAAUAAUGACUCCCUGAAUUAGUACUACUGAAGCUGUUUGUUAAAUGACGAGUGCUUUUGAUUUGAUUGAAGAUUUAAUUUGUUCUUUUUUUUUUUUUUUCCUUUGGAGUCCAGUGAGCAUUUAUUUAUUUCUUUUUUAUUCUUCCCAAGUGACUGAAAGAAAGAAAGGCAGUUUGACGUAUCUUAAAAGAUAGCACUAAAUACAGAAAAGACUUUGAGUCCGGAAGGACUAAAGGAUGGAAACUGGAAAAGAAAAAGAGAAAAAAGGAGUUGUUUGGUUCAAAAAAAAAAAAAGGAGAGAAACUUUUUUUGUGCUCGCUUGUAUAUAAGCUCUCUGUGUCCUAUAGCACUUUUCCCUCACCUGAAACCUCACCCUGAACCCCCCCAUCCUCCUCACCCCUUUUACCCAGGGAGCAACUUCUUACUUAUGCAUCCAAGACGCCAUGUUGACCACCAGGAAAUACCUCAGAUCAGACCUGCCAAUUCCAUUUUCAGUUCCACACACACACACACACACACACACAUACACACACUCACACUCUGCAAGUGAAUGGUAACAUUCCCACCAGAAGCCAGUUUACUUCUAUUUUACCACCUGAUGUCUUCAAGGUUUAUAUAUUUUUGGGGGGAGAAUCAAACUAUAUUGCGCAAAAGACCUGAAAUGUCAAAACGAUGAAGCAUUUCAAGAACUGAUGUUGUAAACUUUUCAAACACUGAAAUCUUUAAACUUUUUUCUUUCAUCUGUGCGGGUUCAUUUGUGUGCUGCUGUAUAUAAUCAGUCAUCUUGAAAACUUGAGAAGAAUCAGAGUUUGAAGUUAACCGGAGUGUAUUUCUCUGGGAGGUGACUUUCUCCUUAAAGGGGAGGGAGGGUGUGUGUGCGUUGGGGAGGGGUUUUCUUUAAAGAAAAGGGGGUUAAAUGUUAGUUACUGGUGGCAAUUUUAUCUCCCGCUUCUACUUUUUACAAAUUUAGAUGUAACGCCAAUGAAACCUCAGCAUCGGUCUGUUUGACACCCCUCCCCGCCUCCCUCUCUUCGUCUUCUUCUCUCCAUUGGACCUACUCCUCACCUCUUCUUUGUGGACCUAAAUAUCCUCCUCUUCCUCCUUCCCUUCCUGGUCCGGUCCAGGUUUCAGAGGAAGAGGAGGACUGCUCUGUCUUACUGUGUUUGUCUGUUAAACUCUAAGAUGGCCAUUACUAUUAUUAUUGUUAUUAUUAUUAUUAUUAUUAUUAUUACUAUGAUUAUAAUGAUGAACUUUCAUGUUGCUGCUGCUAUAUAAAAACCGGACCUUCUGCCAUAGACCUGAAACCUCAACAAAGCCGGGUGUUAGCUAGCCGCAGUGCCCCGUGAAAACCCGACCAACCAACCAACCUCCUGCGACCUCGACUGCAACUCGACCACGACAAAGCAAAAACAACACAAAGACUCACA